Molecule: messenger RNA, 2592 nt
Organism: Prorocentrum cordatum
Lineage: Eukaryota; Dinophyceae; Prorocentrales; Prorocentraceae
Source: the annotation of a GenBank genome assembly
GGGGUUCGGUGCGGCCGUCCUCGAAGGCAGGCUCGCAGCUGCCGGGUGGGGGCCGCCCCUCUAAGGGGAAGCGACAGCCAAAGAGGGCCUUCUUAGGGCCGCAGGGCCUGGACCACCGCAAGAAGGCCCGAAAAACUCGACGCUGGAAACUGCACAGAGCGUCGGGCCACCACAAGGUCCCAGACUGAUUGAACCCAGCCGUCGAGGUUGCACUUGUUGUUGUGCCCCGACCCUCGGCAGGACUGCACCGUCGAGGAGGCCCGCGCAGGGCAGGUCCGGGUCGCCUACCACGGCUUCGACAGCAGCAGCGACGAGUGGAUCGCGACGGGCUCCUGGCGCAUCGUGGCCCACCUCGACGCGGACAGCAGGGUGAUAGUCCACGAGGAGGGGUCCGACCCGAGCACCGAUGAGCUGAUCGGCACGGACUGUCAACGCAUAGGAGUCAGGCCCGAACGCUUAGAGCUGGUGGUUGGGCAGAAGCUCCUGGUGGUCAGCCCCUCGGGAAUCCGACGGGAGUGCACAGUCAAGGACAUGCUGACAGUUAUGUUGAAGAUACACUACGACGAUUUUGACGACAGCUAUGACGAGUGGCUCUCGUCAGAGUCGGAGCGCAUUGUUGCUCAGUUCGAGGCGGAUUCCGUGGUCCCCUUCCACGCGCGGUUUUCUGCCGCAUCGGAAGUGGAGCGCAAUGUGGGCCAGCACCUCAACAUCGUGAGCCCCCUGGGGACGCGGCGGGGCUGCACCGUCGUAGAGGAAGGCGGGGAUAGCGUGAAGGUGCAACACGGAGAGGUCGACGAAUGGCUUCCAAGGAAUUCCGAUCGCAUCUGCGUUCAGCUUGAGCAGCCGGACUUCUGCAUCGGCGACAAGCUCGUGGUGGCCAGCCCGGCGGGCGUUCGGCGCGAGUGUUCGGUGAUAGACGCCCACGCCCACACCGUCAAGAUCCACUACGACGGCUUCCGAGCGGACGGCGACGAGUGGCUGCCCCGGGACUCGGGCCGCAUACUCGCCCGGCUCGAGGACGAGGCGAUCGUGCCCCUCCGCGCGCCUCCACCGACUACGCUGGCGGCGCCGCUGUUAGUGUCCUCGGCCGCCGGUGUGGAGCACGCCCUUGACACCACUCCGCUCCAGGGGCCGACUGCGCCGAGCACCGCGGGCAGAGGCACAGUUGGUGACGCCGCGGGCGGGCGCGGUAGCCCAAGCUGGCUGCCCGACAGCCCGCGGAGGUCUUUGACCGAACACACGCCGCCGCCGCCGCCGCCCUCACGCUGCCGCCCUGGCGAGCAGCCCGAGCGGCAGGCUGGCGGCGACCGCGGCGAGAAGUGGGCAAGCGAUGCCUCCGCCGGGCCAGCGGUGGCCUGCAACUGGCCUGAGGCCCCGAGCCUGAAGCCGGCGCGCACCGCGGCUGCGCGGCGCGGCCCGUGCCCGAGGCCGUGGCUGGUCCUGGGCUCGUUGGCCACGCUGGCCGCCCUUGCCCUGCUCGCCGUCCUGCUCGCACCCAGCCUCCCACCCGAAGGGCCCCGUGCGCCGAGCCCGGCAGCGCCAGCACCAGCCCGCGCCAGCACUGACAGCUCAAGCAGGCCGGCAGCCCCAGCAGCGCCAGACGCAGGGGCACCCUCGCCCACGCUGGCAGCGCCAGCCCCAGCUGGCCCCUCCACCACUCGCAGGGUGCCAGAGCCGAGGGGGGAGCUCGAGGCCGAGCGCGAGCGGCUGGAGGCGCAGCUGCAGCGGCGCAGAGAGUCGCUCAAGGAGGCCGAGGGGGAGGCCGCGGCGGAGCGCGACCAGCUGCAGCGUGCGCAGGCAGACCUGGCGAGCGCGCAGCGCGAGGCGGAGCGAGCGCGCAGCGACGGCGCCUGGGCGCGCGCCCUGCGCCGCGAGUUGAGCGGCGGCCCUGGGCUCCCAUGGCGGCUGGUGGGGGCGUUGCCGCUCCAGGGCUGCGUGGCCGCGGCCGCGGGCCUGGCCGCUCUGCAGGGCGUGCUGGGGCCGCCGAGGUCCCGGCACACUUUCGCCGGCGUGGCGGGGCUUCUGUCGGGCAGCCUGCUGGUCUGCGCGCCGCUGCGAGUCCUGGCGGAGGCAGCGGCGUCCUGGCGCGGCGGCGACCCGGUCGGGUGUGCCUCUGUGGCGUGCUCGGUGUCCUUGCUGGUGAGGGGCGACGCGCCCGCGCACGCCUACCUCGUCUGGGCAAUGCUCUUCUGGCUGGGGUUGCGGCGCACACGGCAGCAGGUCGAGCAGCUGAGCUUGACCGCGGCGCACCAGCGGCGAGGGCCUGGCCUGCGGAGCCCGAGACUGCCAGAGGCUGCCGAGACGGCCUUCGAGCGCAAGGUGUCUGAGGACAGCUGGCUGCCCAUGUCGGAGGCGUCGGUGGCGACGUCGGCUGGCGGGGCCUCCGCGAUGCGCCUCGGCGACGAGGCGAUUUCCUGCUCGGACGCCGAGCCCCGCAGCCCCCUGACGCCGGCCUGGAGGAGCGGCAAGACCAGCUCCAAGAGCAGGCUACCGACCAUUGCCGAGCACGCCCUCACCGCGGCUGGCGGCCACGCGCCCGAAGGCGCCCUGCGUGAGCCGUUGCUCGGGCGCAUCCAGCCGGGCGGCGCCUGA